Halteromyces radiatus is the source of this 1155-nucleotide messenger RNA. RefSeq lists its product as uncharacterized. Gene Ontology annotation, molecular function: DNA-binding transcription factor activity, RNA polymerase II-specific; RNA polymerase II cis-regulatory region sequence-specific DNA binding. NCBI's taxonomy places the organism in Eukaryota, Fungi, Mucoromycota, Mucoromycetes, Mucorales, Cunninghamellaceae. The transcript is spliced from 4 exons. The record is from RefSeq and is a predicted model, not a curated record. Bases 40 to 1155 code for a protein of 371 amino acids. Gene Ontology annotation, biological process: regulation of transcription by RNA polymerase II.
UUUUGAGAACAGCACAAACAUACACACGUGUAUCCAGUAAUGACGACCUAUGACCAAUUUUCAUUCGACAUGUGUACAAAACAAAACAAACGAACAAAUCAUGCUAAAGAAGAAAUCAUUAUACCUUGGUGGAAACCAUCCUGUAGUCAAGAAAAACCGCCUUAUACCUAUGCCACCUUGAUUGCUCAUGCUCUUUUAUCAAGUGAACAUGGAUGUUUGACUUUAAAUGAAGUUUAUCAUUGGAUUUCUAAACAUUAUCCAUAUUAUGUGAUUGGUUGUGGUGGAUGGCAGAAUUCUAUCCGACAUAACUUGUCUCUCAAGAAAAAAACAUUUAGCAAAACAAAACGACCUACUCAAGAUAAGAAUCAACGAAAAAAAGGAUGCUAUUGGAAAUUAUUGAAGGAAGCUGAAUCUGAUUUUAUUCAUGCUUUAACCAAAAUGGGUGGACAAGCUACUAGACGUAAUGAAUGGUCUACUCAAGAAAACGAAACAAACAAAAACUCUUCUUCAUCCUAUUUCUCUCUCAAACGAACUACUACAUUGAUGCCAUCUACCAUGUUUAUUACCCGACCUGAAGAUUAUCAACAUGAAAACGAUAAGAAAAAGAAGAAGGCAAUGGAUGGACACACAUCUAUCAAGGAAAAUACAGCCACAACGACAGCAUCAUCGCUAUUGGAUAACGCAACCAAUCACAGAAAAAGAAAACGAUUGGAGUCUAAUAGACAAGAUAACCACCACUAUCAGCAACAGUAUCAAUAUAAGCAACAAAGACGAGGCUCCUCCAUUGAACCAGAGGAUACGUUUUAUGAUUCAGGAGUAGAUGUGGAUUAUCAUUACAAACGACCGAAACAGUUAGAUACAACGAUGACAACAACGGGUGCACCAGUGGCGCCUAUUUUCUUGGACCCUCUACCUCCAUCCACCUAUUCAUCUUCUUUUCUAUCACAUGAACAGUUAUUCUGGCAAGAUUCUUUAUCGGGAGAACAAGCAAGAUUAGAAGCGACGUGCUUUCCUAUGGAUACAUCUCAUUCAUCUUUAUCAUAUGAUGGACAAACCAAGUCUACCUGUCUCACAAGGUUGAACGAUGAUCAACAUUCUUAUUUUGAACAACAACACGAUAUUUUUGACCAGUUUUUAUGUUUUGAUAGUAUUUGA